Molecule: messenger RNA, 950 nt
Organism: Balaenoptera musculus (blue whale)
Lineage: Eukaryota; Metazoa; Chordata; Mammalia; Artiodactyla; Balaenopteridae
Gene: JOSD2
Product: Josephin domain containing 2
Exons: 5
Coding region: 196-762 (188 amino acids)
Biological process (GO): protein deubiquitination
Molecular function (GO): cysteine-type deubiquitinase activity
Source: RefSeq, a predicted model, not a curated record
CGCGGGGGCCGCCGGGAGCUGUAGUCCGUCCUCUGCCCAGUCAAACGCGGUGCUGCCCGCCCUGUUCUCGGAGGCCAGAGCCGCCGCCCAGGGGGAUGCGGGAGCCCCCCGGUUCGGGGGAACGAGAGAGGCAGGCGGGGUGAGGGUCGUUGCCAGGCAACGGGCGAGCGCCACGGUUGGGGAGCCGAGGACGGCAUGUCCCAGGCCCCAGGAGCUCAGCCAAGCCCGCCCUCCGUGUACCACGAACGGCAACGCCUGGAGCUCUGUGCCGUCCACGCCCUCAACAACGUCCUGCAGCAGCAGCUCUUCAGCCAGGAGGCUGCCGAUGAGAUCUGCAAGAGGUUGGCCCCAGACUCCCGGCUGAACCCCCAUCGCAGCCUCCUGGGCACCGGCAACUAUGACGUCAACGUGAUCAUGGCCGCCCUGCAGGGGCAGGGCCUGGCCGCCGUGUGGUGGGAUAGAAGGAGGCCCCUGUCCCAGCUGGCGCUGCCCCGGGUGCUGGGGCUGAUCCUGAACCUGCCCUCGCCUGUGUCCCUGGGGCUGCUGUCCCUGCCGCUGCGCCGGCGACACUGGGUGGCCCUGCGCCAGGUGGACGGCGUCUACUACAACCUUGACUCCAAGCUGCGGGCGCCCGAGGUCCUGGGCAACGAGGACGGUGUCAGGGCCUUCCUGGCAGCCGCGCUGGCUCAGGGCCUGUGCGAGGUGCUGCUGGUGGUGACCAAGGAGGUGGAGGAGAAGGGCUCCUGGCUGCGGGCAGACUGACCCCGCGGAGGAGGGGACCAUGGCUGCCCGCCGGGCGUGGCCCCCGCGCGUCCACAUCCGGUUCCCAAGUGCCGGGGGAAGGGCCAGGCCCCGCCCCUCGUGGACCCAGCGGAGGUCCCAGCCCCUUCCCCACAUCCCCUCUCCCCCCGCCACAUGCCACUGCUGCCUCAAUAAACCCGAUGAUUUGC